CACACACACCCAGUUUAACGCAGAGACAUGCAGUACGUAAAGAAAAUUCAGGGGCAAAUGGAAAGCGGAACACACGCACACAUGCAGCGGUAAUAGAGACAGACAUUUACUCUCCAUUUACUCUUUUUUUAGAAGCUUGCGUUCACCUCAGUUGAGCCCACAUUGGGCUUCACAAGCUGUGGAGACAAAGUAAAUCAGAAACCAAGGAAAUACCAGGGAAUCCCUUACCUCCUAAAGUCAAGGAUCCUUGCUUAGAAGAGCAGAUCCUUCCAAGUCCAAGUCCAACAAAGACAAGGCAAGACUCCUCCCUAGCAUUCCGGAAGGGAUUUAAACCAGCACACCAUCAUGCCCAGUGAGGAGAAGGCACCACAGCAGCCCCGCCACAGGAAAAAGGGCAAAAAGUCCCGCUCUAAGGGGAAGAGCCCAGGUGGGAGUCCCAGUGCCACCUUAGACGGACAGGAUGACCUCAUCUUACCCCCAGUCUUCCAGCCUCUGCCUCCUAAAAAACCAGCAGAGAAGCCGAAGUUGUCAGUGGCCAAGGUGGAGGAGGAGUCGUCCACAGCUAUUUGUCUUCAGGUGGUGUUUCCUUACCUGUUGGCUGGAAUGGGCAUGGUGAUGGCCGGCAUGGUGCUGGACAAUGUACAGCACUGGGAGGUGUUUAAGGUGAUAACAGAGGUUUUCAUCCUGGUGCCUGCGCUGGUUGGACUCAAGGGAAACCUGGAGAUGACUCUGGCUGCUCGCCUCUCCACUGCUUCCAACACAGGACAAAUGGAUGACCCCAAAAAACAAUGGACCAUGGUGUGUAGCAAUCUGGCACUAAUACAGGUUCAGGCCACAGUGGUGGGCUUCCUGGCAGCAGUGGCAGCUGUGUGUUUAGGAGCCAUUUCCAGAGGAGGCGUUGAACUGGACCAGGCAGCUGUUCUGUGUGCCAGCAGCAUCACCACCGCUUUUGUAGCUGCUCUGUCUUUAGGUCUGGUGAUGAUCGGAGUCAUCAUAGGUUCCAGGAAGGUCGGGAUCAACCCUGACAAUGUGGCCACGCCGAUUGCAGCCAGUCUAGGGGACUUGAUCACACUGUCCCUGCUGGCUGGAGUCAGCAGCACACUCUACAAUCACAUAGAUAUAUGGUACCUGUCCCCCCUGGUGUGUCUGGUCUUCCUGGCUCUGAUCCCACUGUGGGUGGUGGUGGCUCGACAGAGUCCUCAGAUCAGCGAGGUUCUCCGCUCAGGCUGGCAGCCUGUCAUAGUCGCUAUGUCCAUUAGCAGCUUUGGAGGCCUUAUACUGGACAAGACAGUGAGCGAUCCCAACUUUGAGGGCAUGGCCGUCUUUACACCCGUCAUUAACGGAGUGGGUGGAAACUUGGUGGCCAUUCAGGCCAGUAGGAUCUCCACGUACCUGCACUUCUGGAGCAUCCCUGGAGUCCUGCCCUACAAGAUGAGGCAGCACUGGCCCAAUCCCUUCAUCACCUUCUUCUCUUCAGGCGUGAACUCAAAGUCGGCUCGAGUGCUGCUGAUGCUGGUUGUCCCUGGUCACCUGGUCUUCCUCUACGCCAUCUCUCUGCUGCAGGGAGAGGAGGCUCCCAUCUCUGUCGCCUUCACCAUCUGCUACCUCUGUGCUGCCCUGCUACAGGUCACUAUCCUCCUCUAUGUCGCUGACCUCAUCGUCCGCUUCAUGUGGAGGAGGAGUCUGGACCCGGACAACUUCUCCAUCCCAUACCUGACCGCCAUGGGUGACCUGCUGGGAACUGGUUUCCUGGCCAUGUGCUUCCGCUCCGUCUCACUUAUUCACAGCCUCGGUCUAUGAUUCUAUUUCUCUCCUUUCACCCUGAACUCUUAGCACCAACCACUGUCUCAGUCUUAUUAAUCGUGUUGAACCGGAUUUCCUUUGCACAAACAUGCUUUUGAUUGGACAAUAGUGCAUUUUAUGAUCUUUAUCACUGGACCAGUUUAGGAAUUAGUCACAAAUUCACCUUUAAACUGGUGGAGAGAUGGAAGAUGUGACGACCAACCCUUUACACCAUCGUCUGGGUGGAGGGUUUGCUCUGUGAACAUGACCAGCUUUCAGCUGGAUCACAUUUUAUUUGAGAGGAAAAUACUUUAAGUACUAGUUUUAGUCCUCUGUCCUUCAGAACAUCUGCUCCAGGUCAAUGAAUUUAAAUUCCUCUUUCUCUCAUUCCUCUAUUUCCCUGUCAUUUCAUUUUCCAGCACUAACUAGAUUUGAGUUUAGGUUCAUCAGAGGCACAUGAUAAUGAUCGGUUAAGACGGCAGAUCAACUGUGUAAGCCAGUAGACAUGGUUUUCAUUGCCCUUCACUGUGAACGACUGGUGAAUCUGUGGAAAUUUUAAAGCGGAUAAAACAAAAGCAGUCCAAGUUUGGGCAAGAUGUAAUAUGAAUUAAGGAUGGAGGUUGUGGAGGACGAUGUACGUAUUUCACCAACUGGAAUUUUCCUGGAUGUGUGUCCAAUAUGAGUUUGGACAGAUGUUGUUGUCAUGGACGUCAUAGGAAAAGAUAUAAUCAUCAAAUUAAAAGUCACAAAUCUUUAUUAUAAUGUAUAUAUAUAUAUACCGUAUAUAUGUAUGUAUAUAUAUAUAUAUAUGUAUGUAUAUAUAUAUACUGUAUAUAUGUAUGUAUAUAUACAUAUAUGUAUGUAUAUAUAUUUAUUUAUACAUAUAUGUGUAUAUAUACAUAUGUAUGUAUGUAUAUAUAUUUAUUUAUAUAUAUAUACAUAUAUAUGUGUAUAUAUAUAUAUAUACACACAUAUAUGUAUAUAUAAAUAUAUAUAUAUGUAUAGUUUCACCUUUUCUUUUGUAGAUACUGUUCUAACAGAGUCUAACAGACAGAGGGCGUGACACAAUGUCAUCGCCAAAGCCAAGAGACUGGACCACACAGUGGAAACAGUGUAAUUAGGUGGAGAACUGUUCAGUAGGCGUGGUUGUUUUUGCUCUUAAACAAUAAAUUCACAUUUGCUCUCUUUAUCAGAGAACCGUUACAUAACCUUUUUUUUUUCUUUUGCUGAGGAACCAAACAAAACAUAUUAAAAACGAGUGUUAUACAUAAGGAGGUGUGACAUUUAUGGAUGUGUUGGGUUCAGAGUUUGUCUGUGUGCCUGUGAUGGCUCAUGCUGGCUUACACAGUUUGAAUUAAAGACAAUUUGACUAGUAAAGCAAUCAUAACACCUCAGCUCAAUAAAAACAGAUAUAUAUACUGUAA
Solea solea (common sole) is the source of this 3206-nucleotide messenger RNA. RefSeq names its product solute carrier family 41 member 3 (gene slc41a3). Gene Ontology annotation, biological process: monoatomic cation transport. Gene Ontology annotation, molecular function: monoatomic cation transmembrane transporter activity. Bases 346 to 1800 code for a protein of 484 amino acids. The record is from RefSeq and is a predicted model, not a curated record. Lineage: Eukaryota; Metazoa; Chordata; Actinopteri; Pleuronectiformes; Soleidae. The transcript is spliced from 12 exons. Gene Ontology annotation, cellular component: plasma membrane.